AUGAGUGAGAGACGGAUAAGUGUGUGUCAGCAAACUAAAGCUCUACUGUAUACAAACUUUCUUAAAAAAUGGAGGAUGAAAAGAGAAAGCUUAUUGGAAUGGCUCAUCUCCUUACUUCUAUUAUUGUAUUUGUUCCUCUUUUCAAAAUAUAAUCAAGUUAAUCACUUUUCUGAACUGUCUCCCAUGCCCCUGGGUCGAGUAGAUAAGUUUAAUGACUCUGACUUAGUGGUUGCUUACACACCAAUCUCCAACACAACCCAGAAGAUCAUGGAUAAAAUGGCAGCUGCGCCCUUCAUGAAAGGACGAAAAGUCAUUGGGAUGCUGAAUCAAGAAGCAAUGGAUGCAAUAAUUCCAAAAAAUUAUUCUGAAAUGGUGGGAAUCAUCUUCAUGGAUAAUUUCUCCUAUGAGUUGAAGUUCAAUUGGGGAUAUAGGACACCUGUUAUGAAGGAACAUUUAGACCAUUCAGCUCACUGUUUUGAGACAUAUGGAGAAAUCACAUGUUCCCUUACAAGCUACUGGGAAAGAGGUUUUGUUGCUUUUCAAGCUGCCAUUAAUGCUGCUAUAAUAGAAAUUGCUACAAAUCAUUCAGUGAUGGAUAUGCUCAUGGCGGUAUCUGGUAUAAACAUGAAGACGUUACCUUUUAUUGCCCAAGGAGGAUUUCUAAAUGAGAUCUUUAUUUUCUUCUGCAUAAUUUCUUUUUCACCACUGAUAUAUUUUGCAUCACUCAAUGUUACAAGAGACAGAAAAAACAUUAAAGAGUGGAUGACAAUGAUGGGUCUCCAAAGUUCAGCAUUCUGGCUUUCCUGGGGUUUGUUGUAUGCUGGCUACAUCUUCAUUAUGGCCAUAUUUCUAGCACUUGUGACAUCUACUCAUCUUGUCAUCAUGACUGGCUAUUUUGUGUUAUUCACCCUAUUUCUUCUAUAUGGUUUGUCUUCGAUAGCUUUUGCCUUCCUUCUUUGUGUAUUGAUAAAGAAACCUCUGCUUACCGGAUUGAUUGCCUUCCUCCUCUCUGUGUUUUGGGGAUGUUUGGGAUUUGCUACAUUGUACAAGCAGCUUCCUACAUCUUUGGAAUGGAUUUUAAGUCUCCUUAGCCCUUUUGCCUUUAGUGCUGGCAUGGUGCGGAUUGUCCUCCUGGAUUAUGAUUUAAGAGGUGUUACCUUUCCUGAUCCUACAGGAGACUCAUAUCUAAUCCUAGCAACGUUUUCCAUAUUGCUUUUUGAUAUUCUUUUCUAUUUGGCAUUGAUGUUGUAUUUUGACAAAAUCUUGCCUAAUGAAUAUGGACGUCGAGAAUCUCCCUUGUUUUUCCUUAAGUCUUCAUUUUGGUUCCAAAAGCAAAAGGUUGUUCAUGAGGUUCUGGAGAAUGAAAUCAAUCCCGAGUAUUACUCUGACUUUUUUGAACCAAUAUCACCAGAAUUCCAUGGAAAAGAAGCCAUCAGAAUCAGAAACAUUCGAAAAGAAUUUAAAGCGAAGCUUGAAAAAGUAGAAGCUUUGAAAGGUUUGCUUCUUGAUAUCUAUGAAGGCCAGAUCACUGCAAUACUUGGCCACAGUGGAGCUGGAAAAUCAAGCCUGUUAAAUAUUCUUAGUGGACUAUCAGUUCCAACAGAAGGUUCAGCCACCAUCUAUAAUAAUAAACUCUCUGAAAUAAAUGAUUUGGAAAAAAUAAGGAAGAUCAUUGGUGUUUGUCCACAAUGCAAUGUUCAACUUGACUUUCUUACUGCAAGAGAAAAUCUCAGGCUAUUUGCUAAAAUUAAAGGGAUUCGUCCACAGAAGGUGGAGCAAGAGGUACAGCGAAUUUUAAAACAACUGGAAAUGAAAAAUAUUCAAGAUAUCAUUGCAAUAAAUUUAAGUGGUGGACAAAAAAGAAAGUUAUCCUUUGGGAUUGCCAUUUUAGGAGAUCCUCAGGUAUUGCUGUUAGAUGAACCAACUGCUGGACUAGAUCCUUUUUCAAGGCAUCAAGUAUGGAACCUUCUUAAGGAGCGGAAAUCAGAUCGUGUGAUCCUCUUCAGUACCCAGUUCAUGGAUGAGGCUGAUCUCCUUGCUGAUCGGAAAGUGUUUAUAUCCAAUGGGAGGUUGAAGUGUGCAGGAUCCUCACUGUUUCUGAAGAGGAAAUGGGGGAUUGGAUAUCACUUAAGUUUGCAUAGAAAUGAGAUAUGUGAUCCAGAAAAAAUAACAUCACUUGUCAAACACCAUAUCCCUGAUGCCAGAUUAGCAGCAGAGAGUGAAGAAAAACUUGUGUAUACAUUACCUUUGGAAAGGACUAGUAAAUUUCCAGACCUUUACAGUGAUCUGGAUAAUUGUUCUGACCAAGGAAUUGUGAACUAUGGUAUAUCUGUGACAACUUUGAAUGAAGUAUUCCUACAACUAGAAGGAAAAACAACCGAUGAAUCAGCAAAUCUGAUGAGCAUGCAUGGAAUCUAUGCUUUUAUUCAAGUCACUGUUAAAGAUAUUAAAAAAUUAUUGGUAUUUGGAAUUGGUUACUUCCCUUUCAUUAUGGAAAACAUACUGUAUAGAGUGUUUCGUCAAACCAAUUCUUGGGGGAUUUCUCCUAACAUGUAUUUCCUCUCUCCUGGACAACAUCCACAAACCCCUCCUCUCACUAAUCUAUUGGUUGUCAAUAAUACAGGGUCAAACCUUGAAGAUUUUGUAAGUUCAUUGAGGCGUCAGAAUAUUGUUUUGGAUGUAGUUAACUUUAGAAAUAAAAAUGGUAUAGAAGAUCCAUCAUAUAAUGGAGCCAUCAUAAUCUCUGGUAAACAAAAGCAUUACAGAUUUUCAGUUGCAUGCAAUACUAAGAGGCUGAACUGUUUUCCUGUACUCAUGGGUAUUAUUAGCAAUGGACUACUUGGAAUUUUUAACCCAUCAGAGCAUAUUCAAACAAAGAGGAGCACAUUUUUUCAUGAUGAUGUAUCUAUAGGGGUUGGUAUUAUGGAGACAUCCUUUUUCUGUAUGUUCAUUGCAACCAGCAUUUCUCCUUAUAUUGCAAUGGGCAGCAUUAGUGAUUAUAAGAUAAAAGCUCAGUCCCAGCUAUGGAUUUCAGGACUCUAUCCAUCAGCAUACUGGUGUGGGCAGGCAUUGGUGGAUAUUCCUUUAUAUUGCUUGAUUCUCUUUUUAAUGUAUGUCAUUAACUAUCUUAUAAAUACUACAGCUGAAGGCUGGCCAACAAAUCUAAUCCUGUUUGCUCAGAUCCUGUGUACUAUUGGUUAUUCAUCAUCUGUUGUUGUCUUCACAUAUGUGAUUUCAUUCAUUUUUCGCAAGAAGAGAAAAAAUAGUGGCCUUUGGUUUUUUUGCUUUUUUAUUGUCUCUAUAUUCUUGUUUGGCAUCCUUUUGUUAAAUGACUUUGAAUUAUUCAUCAUGAUUCCUUGUAUGAUAUUAGUGCCUCUGUACACACUGGUUGGCUGUCUAAUUCUUUUUUAUGGGCUCUCCUAUAGUUAUUCUCAAAAUCCUGAUCACUACGAAGAUGAAAUAAAUGGAAUCAGCCAAAGCAGUCUCUUAGUACUUUUAAUACCUUACCUUCACUUUAUCAUUUUUGUUUUUGUUCUUCGUUUUCUGGAAAUGAAAUAUGGAAAAAAAUCAAUGAGAAAGGACCCUAUUUUCAGAAUAUCAUCAAAAAGUAGUGAUGCUUUUCCAAACCCAGAAGAACCAGAAGGUGAAGAUGAAGAUGUUCAAGGAGAAAGAAUAAGAACUGCAAGUGCAUUGACCUCUUUAAACCAAGAUGAGAAACCAGUCAUUAUUGCCAAUUGUCUGCGAAAGGAAUAUGAUAUCAAGAAGAAAAUGUGUUUUUCAAAGAGUAAGAAGAAACUGGCAACAAAGAACAUCUCUUUCUGUGUUAAAAAAGGUGAGGUACUGGGGUUAUUAGGACACAAUGGAGCUGGCAAAAGUACGUCUAUUAGGAUGAUAACUGGAGUCACAAGACCAACUGCAGGAGAGGUGGUACUGAAAGGGAAUAGAGCAUCCAUGAGUCAACAGGAUACUAACACAAUCAAGUUCCUUGGGUACUGUCCUCAGGAAAACUCACUCUGGAGAAACCUUACAGUAAGAGAUCAUCUGGAGGUGUAUGCUUCAGUGAAAGGAAUGAAGAAAGAUGAUGCCAUGAUUAUGAUUUCAAGACUAGCAAAUGUCCUCAAGUUACAAGAGCACAUGAAAGUUCCAGUCAAAGAAUUAUCAACAGGAAUAACUCGAAAGUUGUGCUUUGCACUGAGUAUCCUGGGUAAUCCAGCUGUUGUUCUUUUGGAUGAACCAUCAACAGGAAUGGAUCCAGAAGGGCAGCAGCAAAUGUGGCAGGUGAUUCGAACAACGUUCAAAAACAAGGAUAGUGGUGCUAUCCUAACGACACAUUAUAUGGCAGAGGCUGAGGCUGUGUGUGACCGGGUGGCCAUCAUGGUGUCGGGACAGCUAAGAUGCAUUGGUUCCAUCCAACAUCUGAAAAGCAAGUUUGGUAAAGAUUACUUACUGGAAAUAAAAGUGAAGGAAUAUGAGCAAGUUGAGGUCCUUCAUGCAGAGAUUCUAAAGCUUUUCCCACAGGCAGCUCGGCAGGAGAGGUUUUCUUCAUUAAUGGUCUAUAAAUUGCCUGUGGAGGUUGUACAUCCUCUAUCUCAGGCCUUUUCCAAGUUGGAGGCAGCUAAAUCUACCUUCAACCUGGAGGAAUAUAGUCUCUCUCAGUCUACUUUGGAACAGGUAUUCCUUGAGCUCUCAAAGGAGCAGGAGCUUGGAGAUUUGGAUGUGGAAUUGGAUACAACAGUAAAAUGGAAACUUCUCCCUCAGGAAGAGCCUUAAAGACCCAAGCUUCUUAGAAUUAUCUAUGAAUUUGUAUUAGUAAGCUUCUAUAUCAUUGCAGAAAAGUUAACCAAUUCUUUUUUUAAGUAUUUUAUAUUUUUUUUUACUUACUAGUUAAAUGUUAUAAAGACUUGUAGUCAAAGCAAUUGCCAUCACUGAAAAUGGCACUGACAAGACUGAACCCAAAGUGCAGUGAUUUCUCAUGUAUUUGUCUGUCUCCCUAAGUAAAUUUUCUGCAAAAUAUGA
Messenger RNA from Gracilinanus agilis (Agile Gracile Mouse Opossum), 5016 nucleotides. RefSeq names its product ATP-binding cassette sub-family A member 10-like. The record is from RefSeq and is a predicted model, not a curated record. Gene Ontology annotation, cellular component: membrane; intracellular membrane-bounded organelle. The transcript has 38 exons. Gene Ontology annotation, molecular function: ABC-type transporter activity; lipid carrier activity; ATP binding. Gene Ontology annotation, biological process: lipid transport; transmembrane transport. Bases 1 to 4770 code for a protein of 1589 amino acids. NCBI's taxonomy places the organism in Eukaryota, Metazoa, Chordata, Mammalia, Didelphimorphia, Didelphidae.